Messenger RNA from Platichthys flesus (European flounder), 1691 nucleotides. It is a transcript of the gene fgf16, whose product is annotated as fibroblast growth factor 16. The transcript is spliced from 3 exons. Gene Ontology annotation, cellular component: cytoplasm. Gene Ontology annotation, molecular function: growth factor activity; fibroblast growth factor receptor binding. Gene Ontology annotation, biological process: animal organ morphogenesis; cell differentiation; positive regulation of protein phosphorylation. The coding region runs from base 138 to 791 and encodes 217 amino acids. The record is from RefSeq and is a predicted model, not a curated record. NCBI's taxonomy places the organism in Eukaryota, Metazoa, Chordata, Actinopteri, Pleuronectiformes, Pleuronectidae.
UUAAAGCAGAGGACGAUCAAUAAACGCAAGAGGACUGAUUCGGAGGAGCAGCGCCGGGUGUCCCUUUGGCUUCGUGCGUGCAUGGACCGGACUUGCGUCAAACUUUUCUCCCGCUUCGAGUCGCCCAAACCUUUUAAAUGCCGUCGCUUAAUCUGACAGCUGUGCACACCAUGGCGGAGGUCGGGAGCUUCCUGGGGACAAUCGACUUGGAUUUACAAACCUUUCCUUCGAUCGGGAACGUGCCCGUGGUGGAGGCUCCGGUGGGGCUGAAUGAGCGGCUGGGGCAGAUCGAGGGGAGGCUGCAGCGGGGGUCGCCGACGGAUUUCGGGCACCUCAAGGGGAUCCUGAGGCGGCGGCAGCUCUACUGCAGGACCGGCUUCCAGCUGGAGAUAUUCCCCAACGGCACCGUGCACGGGACACGACAGGACCACAGCAGAUUCGGUAUCCUGGAGUUCAUCAGCCUGGCAGUGGGUCUGGUCAGCAUCAGAGGGGUCGAUGCUGGACUCUACCUGGGCAUGAAUGAGAAAGGAGAGCUCUUUGGGUCGAAGAAGCUGACGGCAGAAUGUGUGUUCAGGGAUCAGUUUGAGGAGAACUGGUACAACACCUACUCUUCAACUCUGUACAAGCACACGGACACGGGGCGCUUCUACUACGUGGCCUUGAACAAGGACGGCUCGCCCAGGGAGGGCAACAGGACUAAGAAACACCAGAAACUCACCCACUUCUUACCCAGGCCGGUGGAGAUUGAAAAGAUCCCGCAGGCCUACAGAGACUUGUUCCAGUACAGGUGACCAGAGCUGGUUCCACCGGGAGGAACAGAAGUAAACAAGGAGGAGAGGGGGGGUGUUGUGGAUAUUUUGGACCCGGUACAGAACCUUUCACCCUCAACACGCGCUGAGGUCACUACGUUUACACCUCAGCCUACUACAAAGCACCUACGGCACUGACAUAAACUAUGUGCCAAUCCUGGAUGUCGCUUCUUUGCUUCGGUAGUGGACUUGCGACGCCGGCGAGGACAGAGAGUCGUCGUGUAAAACCACUACGGCCAUGGGGACAAAUGUGGCCCACCUGACUGCCCAGCUGUGGGGCAAUCAGGUGCCACGCUUCUCUAAAUAACCACUUUUUUUUGUUUUUUUAAAGGUAAAUGCAUAGAUACUGAAAGGGCGUGCAGUGACGGAUGGAGCCGCGAGGCAUAAGCUCGGGGGGGAGAACCAAAGUUGGUAUGAGAAGGCAGGAAAGAUGCUUAGCUGCAGAAAGGAAACAGUAAGCACUGCAGAUGAAACAUGGCGCGUUUGUCAUGCUCCGUAAACAGUCACGGUAAAUGUAGGCGAGGGCACAUUCCACAAACACAGAGAUGGAUGGAUAGACGGAGCGUGGCAGGUUUGGAUGGUCGGGCACCAGAGCGAACGGGAACAAACUGGUACCACGGGAGCUUUUAUUGAGUUGUCCUCAAAUAUCAAAGAUGAAAGCGGGGACGUAAAAUCGCUGAUGAAUGUGUGACAGAUGAAAAGAGCACUUACUGCACAUCCCCAGUUCCCAGCUGCAGGCCCGCUCGGCCUCCCAUGCAAUCAUCAGUCUAACGAUCGCAUUCAUCACGUUUAGAUAAAGCACGGAGCGGCGUCUUGUAGGAGUUGUAUGCGGAACAAAACGAUGAGGCUUGGGACAAAAGCACUUCUCUGACUGUGGUUGAA